AUCUCGGCCCAUAUCAUAUAAUUUGGAGUUUGACAGGUCUCUCGGUCCCGUUCAUCUGCCGUCGCCAUUGAACGGAAUUCCAUCGCCGAUUUUGAGGUGCGCGAUCUGAGGAGUUUUUCCGAUACAGCAAUUUAUCUUUGGAUAUACGAGUUGCUGUUUGGAAUUGGUGAUUCAUUCUGUGAUUUCAUAUGCGUAUUGGAUGCAAGGUGAAUUUCCGAGCUGAUUCGUUUUGUAGCUUGUUAGUAUCUGGAAUUGCUAGUUUAUCGGCAAUUUGCAGAGAAAUACUGUCAGUGAUAUGUAUGUCAUGUAAAUGCUUGUGAAUUACACGGAGGUCGCUUAAUACAGUUCGUUUCACAGAGGGCUGAAAUCUUGCAAAUUCUCUUACCAUAAUCGCUCUCUCAUGGCCAACGUAUCGGUUGCUGCGGAAUGGCAGCUCCUCCACAAUCGGUACUACCGCAAGCCGGAGCUUUAUCCUAUGAGAUGGAAGCACAUUGACCUUGGCCGGAACAAGGUCGCUUGUGCUCCUUUCGGUGGUCCCAUCGCCAUUAUUCGCGAUGACUCGAAGAUCGUUCAGCUCUAUGCUGAAUCUGCCCUCAGGAAGCUACGAAUCUUCAACUGUGCUGGUAUUCAGCUGGCAGAGACCAUUUGGCGGAACCCUGGGGGACGGUUGAUUGGAAUGUCGUGGACCGAUGAUCAAACUCUUGUCUGUGUGGUGCAGGAUGGCACUGUGUACCGCUACAACAUUCAUGCUGAGCUUCUGGAGCCAAACUUUUCGAUGGGUAAGGAGUGUUUCGAGCAGAAUGUAGUGGAAUGUGUAUUUUGGGGGAAUGGAGUUGUGUGCAUAACCGAGGCCAACCAGAUUUUUUGCAUCUCGGAUUUCAAGAAUCCGAAAUCAUGUAAGCUUUCAGACCCGGGAAUUGAGGAUUUGCCACAUUGUAUGGUGGUAAUUGAGCCUCAAUACACCAUGUCAGGGAAUGUGGAGGUCUUGCUCGGAGUUGGGGAGGCUUGUGUGAUAGCGGUUGAGGAAGAUGGAGUGCAGCGCCUCGGUGAGGGUGUGCUGGAUGGGCCACUGCAGAGGAUGGCCGUCUCCUUAGAUGGAAAGUGGUUGGCAGCAUUUACUCACGACGGGAGACUUUUGGUCUUGACUUCAGACUUGCAGAAAACCAUUCUGGAUCGUGAGUGUGAGUCAGCUCUUCCUCCACAGCAGUUAGCUUGGUGUGGAAUGGACAGCGUACUUCUUUAUUGGGAUGAUAUGCUUUUGAUGAUGGGUCCAGAUGGAGAUCCUGUUCGUUACCUCUAUGAUGAACCAGUCGUUCUUAUCCCUGAGUGCGAUGGGGUGAGGAUAUUAUCUAAUACGAGUAUGGAAUUUCUUCAAAGGGUGCCCGACUCCACAGUAACAAUCUUCCGGAUUGGAAGUACCUCUCCAGCAGCUCUUCUGUAUGAUGCUUUGGAUCAUUUUGACAGGCGUAGUGCAAAGGCAGAUGAGAACUUAAGACUAAUACGUCCAUCAUUACAUGAGGCUGUUGAAGCAUGCGUAGAUGCUGCUGGCCAUGAAUUUGAUAUUUCUCGGCAGCAGACCCUGCUAAGAGCUGCCAGUUAUGGCCAAGCCUUUUGCAGCAAUUUUAAUCGUGAACGAAUACAAGAGAUGUGCAGAUUAUUGCGAGUUUUAAAUGCUGUUCGUAGCCCAGAGAUUGGCAUCCCUCUCAGUGUACAACAGUUUAAGCUUCUUACACCAUCUGUUUUGAUUGCUCGUUUGAUCAAUGCCCACCAACACUUGCUUGCAUUACGGGUUUCUGAGUACCUUGGCAUGAGUCAGGAAGUGGUGAUAAUGCACUGGGCAUGUUCAAAGAUAACAGCUUCAUCAAAUGUUCCUGAUGCCACCCUUCUUGAAGUUCUACUUGAUAAGCUGAAGUUGUGCAAAGGUAUAUCAUAUGCCGCAGUUGCUGGUCAUGCAGAUAAAAUUGGUCGCAGGAAAUUAGCUGCUAUGCUUGUUGAUCAUGAACCACGUUCCUCCAAACAGGUACCUCUCUUGUUAAGCAUAGGAGAAGAAGACACAGCCUUAAUCAAAGCAACUGAAAGUGGCGAUUCUGAUCUUGUUUAUCUUGUUCUGUUUCAUAUCUGGCAAAAGAGGCAACCAUUGGAGUUCUUUGGAAUGAUACAAGCCAGAAUUCAGGCACGGGACUUAUUUAUUACUUAUGCCCGGUGCUAUAAGCAUGAAUUCCUAAAGGACUUUUUCCUAUCAACUGGACAACUUGAUGAGGUAGCUUUUCUUCUGUGGAAAGAGUCAUGGGAGCUUGGGAAAAAUCCGAUGGCUAGCAAGGGAUCUCCACUCCAUAGUCCACGCACAAAACUUAUUGAGAAGGCCCACAGUCUUUUUGCAGAGACCAAGGAACACAUGUUUGAGUCUAAAGCUGCUGAAGAGCAUGCAAGAUUGUUGAAAAUACAACAUGAGCUGGAGGUGAGUACAAAGCAGGCCAUUUUUGUUGAUUCAAGUAUUAACGAUACAAUUCGAACAUGUAUUGUGUUGGGAAAUCAUCGAGCUGCUCUAAAAGUUAAAACAGAAUUUAAGGUUUCUGAGAAAAGAUGGUAUUGGCUUAAAGUUUUUGCUUUGGCUACCACAAGAGAUUGGGUUGCAUUGGAGACAUUCUCGAAGGAGAAAAGGCCACCAAUUGGUUACAAACCUUUCGUGGAGGCUUGCAUUGAAGCAGAUGAAAAGGUUGAAACACUGAAAUAUAUUCCCAAACUUGCAGAUCCACGAGAAAGAGCAGAGGCCUAUGCUCGGAUUGGCAUGGCGAAGGAAGCAGCCGAUGCUGCUUCACAGGCAAAGGAUGGAGAAUUACUAGGUCGAUUAAAAUUAACAUUUGCACAAAAUUCAGCAGCUUCAUCAAUUUUCGAUACUCUUCGAGAUCGGUUGUCCUUCCCAGGGGUUUCGUAGUCUAAUCAGGCUUUAACUUUCUUUCCUCUACAAUCUUAUUUGAUUUCCCUUCUAAUCUUACUGCUGUUUUUUUGUGUGUAAUAUAUAUAUAUAUAUUGUUGGUGUAUAUUGUCUUCAAAUAUCUCACUGAAUUUGAGCUUUGCUUUCCCUCCUAAGCUUCUGAUGCUGUUUUCUUUUUCUUUUUCUUUUUUUGAUGUAAUAUCUAUCUAUAAUUGGUGUUAUAUGGAUUGAUUAUGCUGAAAUGCCUCAUUGAAUUGGACCUUUGUAUUA
Messenger RNA from Benincasa hispida (wax gourd), 3205 nucleotides. RefSeq names its product vacuoleless1 (VCL1) (gene VCL1). Gene Ontology annotation, molecular function: actin binding. Gene Ontology annotation, cellular component: HOPS complex; endosome; cytoplasm. Lineage: Eukaryota; Viridiplantae; Streptophyta; Magnoliopsida; Cucurbitales; Cucurbitaceae. Gene Ontology annotation, biological process: intracellular protein transport; endosomal transport; vacuole fusion, non-autophagic. The record is from RefSeq and is a predicted model, not a curated record.